Triplophysa rosa is the source of this 2197-nucleotide messenger RNA. It is a transcript of the gene ccdc82, whose product is annotated as coiled-coil domain containing 82. Gene Ontology annotation, cellular component: nucleus. The record is from RefSeq and is a predicted model, not a curated record. NCBI's taxonomy places the organism in Eukaryota, Metazoa, Chordata, Actinopteri, Cypriniformes, Nemacheilidae. The transcript has 7 exons. The coding region runs from base 307 to 1776 and encodes 489 amino acids.
CCAUCAUGUUAUUGGCGACUGGAGGGAAAUUUUAUAUUCCGUUAAGCAGAUUUAUUAAAAUAACUCGUAAAAUAUUGAUUAUAGAAACAUUGUGACUUGGAUCUUUGUAAGUGCAUGCCAUAAUCAAUAUCUUAUUAUGUAUUAAUAUCGGAGUAAUCAUUCGCUGCGCGUGCUGUCAGAGGCAUCUUCCUGUUGCUAAUCAUGUCGCUAUAGAUUCAGCUCAUUGUACAAAUAUUGAGGCCGUUUAAAAAUACACCACCGUUUUACAGAGUUGUUAAAGCAAAACACCACGUUAUCUUUGCCAAAAUGAUGAAAAGCGUAGGAAAGCUCUUUGGGCUGCGGCGAAAAAGCGCGCCUCCCAAGUCACGCAUUGAUAGUAAGAAUACGCGUGUGAAUCCCAUUGAUCGCAUGUUGGAUGACAGCGACGAGGGUUCGUACGGCAGCACGACCAGCGCCAGUUCAGAAAGCGAAUACCGGACGUCCGAUGAUGAGCCCGGUAGCUCUGACAGCUCGUACAGAGCCCGGGCGAGCGACAGCGACGACAGCAGCGACACGGACGAGAAGUCCGCCGUGUCCCGAAGACAGAGGAAAAGAUCCGCCAGCGCGACGGCUUUAAAUGACGACUCGAGCGAUUCUUCCAGCGAUGUCGGCGGAGAGCCGCUCAGAAGAGUGCUGCAGAGAAAGCGCCUCAGACUGCCAGAAGAUUCAGAGGACGAGGCUCUGAAGAAGAAAAAGAGAGAGGCUGAGGUGAAACAAGCUGCGGCCAAGAGAAGAGAGAGGAAGAAUAAACUCAUGGAGUUGUCUAAGAGGAGAAAGUCGGGCACUGUGCGUCGCAGGCGCAGGACAAUGGGUUCAGAUGAAGAGUCGGAGAAAGAGGAAGUUAAAGGAGACAAACCGGAAGAGCCAAGUAAAGCAGAUAAAUCAGAGGAUGAAUCUAGUGUGGAAGAAAAGGGCAGUCCUCUGAACAGCAGCGAGGAGGAAAAACUGGCCGACAGUGACAGUCUGAAGGACUUUAUUGUGGAGGAAAAUGAACAGAAGAAGGAGGAAGAGCCGGAGGAAGAGGGGGAGGGAAAAGAUAAGGCCUUUCUCGCUCACCUUCCACGCCAAUUUAUCACGGGAUCUCAGCGCACCCAUUUUCAGGUGGUGGUCAAAGCCUUGCUGAUCAAUGUCCUGGACUCAACCUUCCUCAAGUCACUUUAUAGUGGCGAGCGAACAAAACGGUACGCCCAGGAGAUGAAGUCAUCGUUGCACCAUUUUGACGAGCGAUUGGUUCUCCCCCGCUUGGAGAACCUGAAGCAGAGGAGCCGCUGGAAAGAGCGCUACAAAGAACGGGUAGAGUGUUACCCCACACUGCGGGUUAUGGAGAUAAGGGUCCAUUCGAAGGGAUGUGAAGCUUGCGAGCUCCACAGAACCGGCCGCUUUAGCGUACGGCUUUCAGGGCAGUUGUAUCACAACAACAGCCUGCAGGAGGAUAACUUUAUGCCUGAUGACUCACAGUGUUUCUUUGUUGGCUCUGUCUGUGCGAGUCGAACUGAGGUCUACCAUGCCUUGAAGCACUUUAAGUACCAUCUCUUCCAGGGGUGUCGUAGAGCUUUAGAAGCUCAGAAGGAAGGAGAAGAAGGGGAUAAGGAUGGAGAGGAAGACGAACCAGUUAAAGACACAGUCAACAAGGUGUUUGCCAAAUUGCAAGAGGGAGGAUGGAUCAGUGAGCAAUAUGAGAAGUUUCAGGAACACCUCAAUUCUGCAGAUUUCUUCCAGGAAGAAAAGCUGGAUUGAUCUAUUUUCAUGGCAUCUCAUCAUUUUAUUUUUGCAAAUUCUUUUGCGGCACCCUAUAAAGCAUGACUACUUUUCAGGGGUUGUUUUCAAAAGCUUGUGUGGUUUAAGAUUUUAUACUUUUGACUACUGUGUAUGUUGAUUUUGCAUGAUUGACAUGAAAAUUAGUAGUCUAAAUUACUCAUUAUGAUAAAAGCAUUAUGUUAUACAUUAUUCUGCAUACAUUGUAACCUAAAAUGUAAAUUUAUCCAAACAUUGGAUUUCUUAAGUCUUAAAAUACACAUAUAAUGCUCGAACAAUGGCUUUUGAAUCUUUGUGCUGUUUUUUUAACGCUUUGUAUAUACUACAUCCUGUGCUGAUAAUACUUGUAUUAAAAUGCAAGCGUUUGUACGUAACUACAUUGGUCUAAUGUACUCGGAAUAAA